CAGAUGGUCGGUCCAUGAACCUGCUCAAACCAUACCAAGUUUAAUGUGCUGGCUUUCAGUGUGUCAUGAAAUGUAGCUGAAAAUGACAUCACUCCAAGUCUAUGAUCUAAGUCCAAAACUUUAUUGCUAAAGGAUGUGGGUUUUUAAAUCCUAUAACUGUGAGCUCUGUGGGAGUGACUUUGUCAGCAGAACAGCUCUGAAGUAUCACUUUCGACAAAAGCAUCUUGGAGAAGUUCAUUGUGAAGAAUGUGGCCAAGAGGCCCUGAGGGAGAUACUCCAUGAUCACAGUAAGAAGUCUGCACAUGACAGGUCAUCCACGGAAAUACAUAAGCUAAACUGGGAAUGCCUAGAAGAAAGAGAUAUAAUGCAUAUGGCUACAGAAACAUCAAAGACCUGUAGAAUGUGUUCUCAAUACUUUGGAACAGCCCUCCGAGAGAAACAUGAUAUGCAAGAGCAUCACUUCACAGCCAAUAAAAGAGCCCAAACAUCUGCAGGAUUUUCACCUCAUAAUAUGCUGGAGUGUAAAAGUCCCCAAGAGCUAAAGAAGUUUUUAGAUGAAAAUAUCCUCCCUGCCUCAGGUUCUCUGAGUGCUGCUUGCAUGGGUGAAAUUGGUGUUCUGCUCCGGCUGAUCCAGAGUUGUUUUCCAGUGCCAACCUCCAGAAUGAUCCAGGGAGGUUCUUAUAUAAAGGGCACUGACACCAGAGGAUGCUCUGAGAUUGCCAUAGUGCUACUCAGUGACGCAUUUGCCAAUGUGAACAACUGUAAGAAACAACUGAGGGAAGCGUUGGAUGCUCUGAGAGAAAACUUGAAGCAAACUCCACAUGGAAAUAGGAUCCUAAUGGGAAAGAAAGCACCAUUGUCUUUAAGAUUCAAUUUUUUAUGUACUGAGAGUCUUCACAGUCAUUCUGUUGAAAUCAUGGCCUACUAUGAUGUUCUGGGACCUACACCCUCCACAGACUUAAAACUUCGUCUCUACGGCAAACUGUACCACUGUGCUGACAGUGAGGAGGCACAGCUGUGUGCCCUUGCCCUCCUCCCCUACCAAGUGGAUUUUGUCAAGACAUCUAUCAAAAGAGUGAAGGAGCUCAUUCGCUUAAUGAUACAUUGGCUUCAGACGUCCUUUGCCUACCCCACUAAGGAAAAUAAAUUUCGGAGACUCCCAUCGUCUUAUACCAUGGAACUUCUCACAAUUCAUGUAUGGGAACUGGCCGGGAAGCCCUUGUUCUUCAGCCUGCUGCAAGGAAUGAAGGCAGUCCUCGAGCUUCUGGUUCGAUACGCAGACAUUGAUGUUGUUUGGCACAGUCACUAUCAUCCGAAGUUCCCAAUUUUUGUAAAGGUUAAUCAGAAACAUACAAGGCCAUUCAUUUUAGAUCCCGUAAAUCCCACUGUCAACGUGUGUGAUACCUGCAAUGCCUGGGAUGAGGUCGCUCAUGUGUCAAGAUGCAGCCUGAGGAAGCCUCUUUUCCGUGGAGUGACAGUGAAGUCCCCCUGGCUUUUCACAAACAAAUGGUAGAUUAGGCAGGAGGCACUGCCCUUGGAUUUCCAUGAAGAAAAUAAAAGGACACAAAAUGUGUCCAAUAAUGUAGUUGAGGACAGUAUGAAUGAAA
Erinaceus europaeus (western European hedgehog) is the source of this 1607-nucleotide messenger RNA. Its product is annotated as 2'-5'-oligoadenylate synthase 1-like. Lineage: Eukaryota; Metazoa; Chordata; Mammalia; Eulipotyphla; Erinaceidae. Bases 134 to 1513 code for a protein of 459 amino acids. Gene Ontology annotation, molecular function: double-stranded RNA binding; 2'-5'-oligoadenylate synthetase activity. Gene Ontology annotation, biological process: regulation of ribonuclease activity. The record is from RefSeq and is a predicted model, not a curated record. The transcript is spliced from 9 exons. Gene Ontology annotation, cellular component: membrane; nucleoplasm; cytosol.